GGAGGUUCCUGACCCAGGGGAAUGUGUUUACACUUUUGUUCAGAAGUUAGACUCUGUCUGUGACCUCCCUCGCUGUCCCUGGAGAUCGGUGUCGUUCCCUGAGGGGGAGUGGGGGGGGAACGAGGUUCUCACCCCCCCACCCAUGGCCCGCCUGAGUAUGCCUUCCUUCAGCUCGGCGCUGGAGAGGGCUGUCAGUCUGGGAAGUAGCAGCAGAGGACGGAAGCUGAAAGCUGUCAGCACUUUGGACGCCGACACACAGAGCAGCGAGGCGGGCACCAUUGUGGACAGCCCGUGCAGUCAGGGCCCGUACCGCUGCCACCCUGACUUCAGGCAGGAUUCCUAUGAGCUAGCGUCGAGCAGGAGCCAGUGCGCGGAGCUGCAGUGGGCACAGAGAGCACGGCACCAGCCAGCCAGCUUGGCACUGCGUAAGCAGGAGGAAGAAGAUGCCAGCAAACGGCCCAAGUCCCUCUCGGACAGCUACGAGCUCUCCACAGACCUGCAGGACAAGAAGGUUGAGAUGCUCGAGCGGAAGUAUGGUGGUUACUUUCUGAGCCGGCGGGCCGCGCGGACGAUCCAGACUGCCUUCCGUCAGUACCGGAUGAACAAGAACUUUGAGCGGCUUCGCAGCUCCCUGUCGGAGAGCCGGAUGUCACGCCGCAUCGUCCUGUCCAACAUGCGCAUGCAGUACUCCUUCGAGGAGUACGAGAAGAGCCACGGGGCCAGCUUUGAGAGUAAGCAGGCGUCCGUGCGUUCCGAGCAGACCGGCCUGGGUUCCCGGAGCCACUCGGAGCGCAGCGACCAGUUCGGGGGCCUGGAUGUAGACUCGACCACUGCCUCCAGCGACUUCACCAACGAGAUCACGGAGCUGGAGGACAGCUUCUCCAAGCAGGUCCGCACUCUGGCCGAGUCCAUCGACGACGCGCUGGGCUGUCGCCCGGUCCCACCGGGCACCGCGGCCGGAGACGAGGGCGAUUCCUUCGACAGCCGCAGCUGCGAGACCAGGCAAGGCAAGAACGAGGACUCGGCCACCACCUACAGCGACAUGACCGUCUACAUCGACGAGGGGGACGCCCCGCACUCAGCCCCCGCCUCUCCCCUCUCCUCGGAGCGGGCUCCCAGCUCAGAGCAGGAGCUUCACCCCCCAUCACCCUCUGCAUCACCCCCACCCUCACCCCCACCACCACCACCACCACCACCACCACCCUGCAGCCCGGGGGUGCCCGAGUACUGGGGGAGGGAGGCAGACGGUGGGCGCCGGGUCCCAGGCUGCGUGGAGUGCCGCGAUUACCGGCGCCGGGCUGCCCACCUGCCCCUGCUCACCAUCGAGCCGCCCAGCGACAGUUCGGUGGACAUGAGUGACCGCUCGGACCGCGGCUCCCUCAGCCGGCAGCUGGUGUACGAGCAAGAGCCCCCUCCCCCUCCCCCGCCUCCCCCCAAAUCCGCCCCGGUGCCCAUCCCGGUGCCCGUUCCCCUCCCGGUGCACCGGUCUGUCCCACCGCCGGCCCCAGCCACCGCCCCGCCACCUCCCCCUCCUCCUCCCCCUCCCCCACCACUGCCCCCCUCCCGCUCACCCCUACCCCUGCGGCCAAUGGCCAACAGCGACGGGCGCAACGGCAAGGCAGAGGCCGAGCUAUCAGACGCUGACAACGACAGCCUGAACUCCAGCGUCAACUCCAACGAGACCAUCAACUGCAGCACGGGCUCCUCGUCCCGGGACAGCCUGAGGGAACAGACCCUGUGUAAACAAACCUACCACAAGGAGACCCGCCAUAGCUGGGACUCACCCGCUCUCAACAACGAUGUCAUGCAGAGGCGCCAGUACCGCAUCGGCCUCAAUCUCUUCAACAAGAAACCGGAAAAGGGGAUCCAGUACCUGAUUGAGCGGGGCUUUGUGGCCGAUACGCCGAUCGGUGUGGCGCGGUUUAUCCUGGAGCGGAAAGGCCUGAGCCGACAGAUGAUCGGGGAAUUCCUGGGCAACCGACAGAAGCAAUUCAACCGCGACGUGCUGGACUGCGUGGUGGAUGAAAUGGAGUUCGGGGGAAUGGAGUUGGAUGAGGCCCUUCGCAAGUUCCAGGCCCAUAUCCGGGUGCAGGGGGAGGCCCAAAAGGUGGAGAGGCUCAUCGAAUCCUUCAGCCAACGCUAUUGCAUCUGCAACCCUGCACUGGUGAGACAGUUCCGAAAUCCGGACACCAUCUUCAUCCUGGCGUUUGCCAUCAUCCUGCUGAACACCGACAUGUACAGUCCCAACGUGAAGCUGGAACGGAAAAUGAAACUGGAUGACUUCAUCAAGAAUCUUCGAGGAGUGGACAAUGGAGAGGACAUUCCGCGGGACAUGCUGGUCGGAAUAUACCACCGGAUCCAGAAACGGGAGCUCCGCACUAACGAUGACCACGUCUCCCAGGUCCAGGCAGUGGAGAGGCUCAUCGUGGGCAAGAAGCCGGUUCUCUCCUUACCCCAUCGCCGGCUGGUGUGCUGCUGUCGACUCUAUGAGGUUCCUGACCCUAAUCGACCGCAGAAACAGGGUCUCCAUCAACGAGAGGUCUUUCUCUUCAAUGAUCUUCUUGUGGUCACGAAGGUAUUUCAGAAGAAGAAGAUCUCGGUGACGUACAGUUUCCGCCAGUCCUUUGCACUGCACGAGAUGAAGGUUAAUCUGUUUCAAAAUGCCUAUUAUCCCCAUGGCAUCAAAUUGGCCUCCUCGAUCCCCAGCGCCGAAAAGAAGAUCCUCAUCAUCUUCAACGCGCCCAGUGUGCAGGACCGGACCAGAUUUGCCAGCGAUUUGCGCGAGUCUGUUGCUGAGGUGCAGGAGAUGGAGAAAUAUCGGGUUGAAUCGGAGCUGGAGAAGCAGAAGGGUGUAAUCCGUGCCACCAUGUUACAGAGUGCCAGUCUGAAGAAAGAUGCUGUGAAUGGCACCCUCACCAGCCUGGACGACACCUAUGCCAUGGGUGAAGGGCUGAAACGGAGUGCUCUCAGUAGCUCACUGCGGGACCUCUCUGAUGCAGGGAAACGGGGACGCCGAAACAGUGUGGGAUCGCUCGACAGCACCAUCGAAGGGUCCAUCAUUAGCAGUCCCCGUGUGCCACUCAGGCCUGUGCCCAUCCAAGAGGAUUCCACCAUGAGACCUCAUCGCCAGUUCUCCAACUCGGCCUCCUUCCUGGGCUCCCUGUUUGGGAGUAAGCGAGGCAAGCAGGGGGCGCACGCACACUCGAUGGCUGGGGGGGGCCAGUCCUACACCUCCGCCUCCUCCUACCAGCCUGCCUACCAGCUCCAGAGCGGUCAGUCUGAGGUCCCCUCCAAGAUCCAGGCACUGCAUGCUCAAUACUGCCAACCUCCACCGCCUUAUUACUAUCACCAUCGCUUCCACUUGCAGCCAACUCUGCCCCACGCCACCCUGCAGCGCCAGUGCAGACAGAGACCCAAUCUCCCACCACUGCUGCCCCGUGCCCCCAUGGCCCAUACCAUUCGUCCGCCCGUCAGCUCUCCUCAGUCGCCGCUGGCACCUCACCAGCUGCCCGCCUACGCUAUGGCGCAGUAUGGACAGGCGCAACAGCACCCGGGGGCAAUGCCAGGGCAGAUGCAGAAGCAGUACCACCCCGGAGCGCAGCACACCCUGCACCACGGAGGGACAGCAGCCAUGCAGCACGCGCUGGCCGGGCACACCCUGAAGCAGCACCCACUGGCACACCACACCCUGCAGCACGCCCUGCAGCAGCAGCAGCAUGCGUUGCAGCAGCAGCAUGCGUUGCAGCAGCAGCAUGCGCUGCAGCAGCAGCACGCGCUGCAGCAGCAGCAUGCACAGCAGCAUGCGUUGCAGCAGCAGCACGCGCUGCAGCAGCAGCAUGCGCAACAGCAUGCACUGCAGCAGCAGCAUGCACUGCAGCAGCAGCAUGCGCAGCAGCAUGCACUGCAGCAGCAACACGCACAGCAGCAUGCACUGCAGCAGCAGCAUGCACAGCAGCAUGCAUUACAGCAGCAGCAACACGCACAGCAGCAUGCACUGCAGCAGCAGCACGCGCAGCAACACGCACAGCAGCAGCAGCAUGGACUGCCGCCCCAGCUCUCUCCCCACUCCCCCCUGUCACCCCUCACCCCGCACUCACCCCUCACUCCCCUCACUCCCCUGACACCCCUCACCCCGCAGUCCCCUCACUCCCCCUACUCGCCUCUGCUGCCCCUCUCGCCCCUGCCUCCUCACCCACACCCUCAGCAGACCCUGGUCGGGCCCCCCAGCAGUCAGGUCUCCACCGGGGUCAAGGCCAAACCCACCAACCGGAUCAGCACGGUGGUGUGAGCAGAGCGGUUCUGGGAGGGGGCUGGCCUGGGCCAGAACUGCUGGGGUGUGGGGUCAGG
Hemiscyllium ocellatum (epaulette shark) is the source of this 4347-nucleotide messenger RNA. Its product is annotated as IQ motif and SEC7 domain-containing protein 1-like. NCBI's taxonomy places the organism in Eukaryota, Metazoa, Chordata, Chondrichthyes, Orectolobiformes, Hemiscylliidae. Gene Ontology annotation, molecular function: protein binding; guanyl-nucleotide exchange factor activity. The record is from RefSeq and is a predicted model, not a curated record. Gene Ontology annotation, biological process: regulation of ARF protein signal transduction; actin cytoskeleton organization.